CGGUUGUGCGUGUUCGGGGCGAGAGAGGAGAGCACAGAGUGAUCUCAACCAGGGCAGAGGUGCGACCGCGGCGGGAGCGCACUUCAAUCACGUGGGGGUGCGGAUUUGCACAGGGAAAAAGUAAAAGUUCGUCGGAGCGACUCCUGGUCGUACUUUGUCCCCCCCCCCACUCUCUCUCUUUGCCUUUCCGCCCCCUCGGCCCUGCAUUCCGCGGAGCAGCUGUGUUUUAAUGCCCCUGCGCACCCGAGGAGGAGAGGAAGGAGAGAAGAGUGAGGAAGAAGAGGCAGAAGAAGAAGAAGAAGUAGUGAGAAGGCCUGGAUACCACCUCUCCUCCCCUUUUGGAGGUCUGUCCACUCUCCCCUCCUGGCCCUGCAUGGACGGGGAUGGGGAGAGCCGGAUGCUGUUGCCGCGGGGCUGAGCGCCUCGCCUCCCCGUCUCUGGUGCGCCGCUUCCGGCCACUGCUGCUGCUGAUCAUCGCUCUCUGCUAUGGAGCUCACAUUGGUCAGUGUCAAGUGGCCAGCCCUCAGUGUCGUAUCCAGAAGUGCACCACGGACUUCGUCUCCCUGACCUCCCACCUGACGCUGCCCGAGGAUGGCCGUUUCAUCGAAUUUUGCAAGGCUUUGCGUUCAUACUCGGCCUGCACCCAGAGGACGGCCAAGUCCUGCCGGGGAAACCUGGUCUUCCACUCAGCUGUCUUGGGCAUCUCAGACCUCAUGAUCCAGAGGAAUUGCUCCAGAGAUGGGCCCACUUCCUCCACGCGACCUGAGGUCCACCAUGAGCCCUGCAACUACCACAGUCGCACCCAGCACGCCCACACACACUCUCACGUGCAUUCACACACGCACUCCCACACUCACGACCAGGGCCACAGCCACUAUCGGCCUGGGUACCUAUUCUGUGGGCUGUUUGGGGACCCACACCUGAGGACAUUCAAGGACAGCUUCCAGACUUGCAAGGUGGAGGGGGCGUGGCCUCUCAUCGAUAAUGACUAUCUGUCGGUGCAGGUCACUAAUGUUCCUGUGUUACCUGGCUCCAGUGCCACAGCGACCAAUAAGAUCACCAUCAUCUUCAAGCCCUAUGAGGGUUGCACAGACCAGAGGGUAUACCAGGCCGUCACAGACAACCUCCCUGCUGCAUUUGAUGAUGGCACCGUGAGCAGUGGAGACCCCAUCCACACUUUCGCUGGUGCAGAUGGUGCAGCAGGGAAGGUCCGAGCUCUGUGGAUCUCUGAGCGCACCCCGGGGCAGCACGUGGAGCUGCAUGCUGGCUACAUUGGUGUGACUAUAAUCGUUCGCCAGCUGGGCCGCUACCUGACCCUAGCAGUGCGGAUCCCAGAGGAGCUGGCUAAGGCCUACGAUGCCACCCAGGACCUGCAGCUCUGUCUGAAUGGCUGCCCCAGCGGAGAACGCAUCGACCAGGCAGGGCAUCUUUCCUUGCCCCUCUCCCCUCGUGCGCUUGGCCUACAGCUUCAGCAGCUGCGUCGGCCUAGCUAUUCCUCACAGAUACAAGCUUACCCCUAUGGUACCUCACAGGUUUUUGAUGUGGAUGGGGCAAUGGAUCACUGCAGGGAGGAGCUGGUGGUGCAGGACAUUUACUUCUACUCCUGUGUGUUUGAUCUGUUGACCACUGGGGAUGCUAAUUUCACAGUGGCAGCGUACAGCGCCAGGGAGGACAUGGAGAGUCUCCACCCGCACCGGGAUGGAUGGAGGAUCAUCCACCGUGACUCUGACACCUCCACCUUACACUCUGAUUGUCAACCUAUCAAAGGGCUCACUCUGCUCCUGCUGUGUGCUCUGAGUGUGGUGUUGAUGUAAUAGUGGGAAUGGGAGUCCUUGUGUGUGCCUGCAUGUGUGUGGGCUUGACUGUAUGUGUGCACUAGGGAGAGAGUUUUUUGCUGAGCACUGAUACUGAGUGCUGAUUCUUCUCUCAUGCAGAGAGGAAACAGUGGGCUGGUCAGUCACUGGGAACCAGACGUUUUUGAGGAAGAGGUGGCAGACCUCCCAGUGGUAACAGUAACCGCAUCCUACCUGGCAGAAUCAGCCCUGUGGAGGUAAAAAACACAGGAGAUGUGAUGACGGCUUACGCAAUCUGUCUUCUUCUUUGGAUAGGACACCAUUGACACAAACAUUCCUGUGUGGGUGAAUUGAGUGUGUGGAUAUACACUCCAGACUGUAAAUAGUUAAUUCUGUCUUCAGUGCACAAUGUGAUGGCGUAGAGUUUGGGUUUUUUUUGUGCCAUUUGAUGUGAUUAUUCUUUAACACCUCAGACAGAGGAUGUUUGUUUUAUUGGAAGCACUUUAUUUUGAUUUUUUUGUUUUUGUUUUUUUUUAACAAAUCCACAUCAGUGUUUCUUCCUCCCACUUACUCUCCUCCACCAAAAUCUCUAGUGGCUCAAGUUUUUGAAACUAUCUAUAAUUUGGUUUUUGUUCCUUUGAAAGUAAAAGUCAAUUAAUUACAAGGAGCUACCAUUUUUGUCAAAAUGCAUAAUUCUUCCCGGAGCUUUUUUGACACAGUGCCUCAUUUUAAGUCAGUCAAUGUGAGUUGUUCUGUUGAAUGUAUUAUGGAUAUUGUCACAGCAAAUGCCAUCUGUACUACUUUGUUGCUGUAUGAUUUUGUUGUUUUUCCUCAGUCCUGAUUUUAAAUGUGUGUGUGUGGGUGCGUCAGUGUUUUUUUUUUUUUUUUUUCACCAUUUGGUGACAUGCUUGAAUGUUAGAGGUAUUUCAUGUUAGAAGUAUUCCCAUCUUUUUGACCAAGAGGCUUUGACGUUACCGGCUCAUGUUUAUUACUCAGCGUAUUCUUUGUUGUUUUAAUUUGAGCCAAAGACAGAUGAUGUAUGGUUUUUAUGUACAAAGGAAAUCAUAACUCACCACCAAACAAGCACCCUUUUCCUCAUCACAGUCUCCCUCUGCCCUUUUUUAAAACUUGCUACUGUAGACUAUUUUUCUCCUACUGCCAGAAUUGACAAGCUGCUCCUUAAUGCGAUAUGUGUAAGAUAAUGGAAUGGAGCCAAAACACUGCAAAUCACUGAGAAAACGUCACCACAGAGUCUGCUGGGAUAUUUACUUCAGCACUGUGUUGUGGGGAAUUGUUGCCCUUUGAUACCUGGAAAAAAUGUCAAUCCCUACAACUAUGAGCUUUUUUAACAUGUAACAUUCUGUAUAAUUAUGCCCCAUAUGUUUGGCUGAUUAAGCUUAACCUCAGUUUUUUGGUUUUUUGUGAUCUCUUACAACACGUGUGAGUGUCAGUUUGGUGAAGAAUGUCUGGUCAGUGUUGAAAUACUUAACUUAUUUAUGAACGUAGUGUCCCGUAGAGGAAGUUAAGGUCCAUAUUCUUGCUGUUGGAUAAUAAUUUUAAAAAUGUCGGAUGUGAUUGUACUGCCACCUAGUGGUGCUCUGUUGCUAUGUCAGUGUGUUGCUAAAGGCGCUCAAAAAAAAAAAAAGAAAAAAGUUGAGGAAACAAACUGUGUGCAAGUGUUUUAUUUAAAAA
Molecule: messenger RNA, 3485 nt
Organism: Xiphias gladius (swordfish)
Lineage: Eukaryota; Metazoa; Chordata; Actinopteri; Istiophoriformes; Xiphiidae
Gene: rgmb
Product: repulsive guidance molecule BMP co-receptor b
Exons: 3
Coding region: 384-1814 (476 amino acids)
Biological process (GO): BMP signaling pathway
Cellular component (GO): plasma membrane
Molecular function (GO): coreceptor activity
Source: RefSeq, a predicted model, not a curated record